This is a messenger RNA of Bacillus rossius redtenbacheri, 3798 nucleotides long. RefSeq names its product caldesmon-like. The transcript is spliced from 8 exons. Bases 1 to 3798 code for a protein of 1265 amino acids. Lineage: Eukaryota; Metazoa; Arthropoda; Insecta; Phasmatodea; Bacillidae. The record is from RefSeq and is a predicted model, not a curated record.
AUGAAUGUGGUGGUGGCCAGGAGGGUGUGGAGGGGGGAUUGUAAUUCAUCGCGCGAUGCCUCCUGGUGGUCAGCGCAGAGCAGGUCGUGUGGCGAGAGCAUCUUCAUCAUCGCCGGCCGAGACUCGGCGCCGCUGAGUGGACACUUCGCGCCCUUGCUGAGAGCGUUCUUCCGCGACUUCCCCGACGAGCGGGGCGAAGCGAAGCGAGGCGAGGAGAACAGUCUGGAGGACCAGCGAAGGGCGAGGCGAGGAGAACAGUCUGGAGGACCAGCGAAGGGCGAGGCGAGGAGAACAGUCUGGAGGACCAGCGAAGGGCGAGGCGAGGAGAACAGUCUGGAGGACCAGCGAAGGGCGAGGCGAGGAGAACAGUCUGGAGGACCAGCGAAGGGCGAGGCGAGGAGAACAGUCUGGAGGACCAGCGAAGGGCGAGGCGAGGAGAACAGUCUGGAGGACCAGCGAAGGGCGGGGCGAGGAGAACAGUCUGGAGGACCAGCGAAGGGCAGGGCGAGGAGAACAGUCUGGAGGACCAGCGAAGGGCGAGGCGAGGAGAACAGUCUGGAGGACCAGCGAAGGGAGAACAGUCUGGAGGACCAGCGAAGGGCUAGGCUAGGAGAACAGUCUGGAGGACCAGCGAAGGGCGAGGCGAGGAGAACAGUCUGGAGGACCAGCGAAGGGCGGGGCGAGGAGAACAGUCUGGAGGACCAGCGAAGGGCGAGGCGAGGAGAACAGUCUGGAGGACCAGCGAAGGGCGAGGCGAGGAGAACAGUCUGGAGGACCAGCGAAGGGCAGGGCGAGGAGAACAGUCUGGAGGACCAGCGAAGGGUGAGGCGAGGAGAACAGUCUGGAGGACCAGCGAAAGGCGAGGCCAGGAGGUCUGGAGGACCAGCGAAGGGCGAGGCGAGGAGAACAGUCUGGAGGACCAUCGAAGGGCGAGGCGAGGAGAACAGUCUGGAGGACCAGCGAAGGGCGAGGCGAGGAGAACAGUCUGGAGGACCAGCGAAGGGCGAGGCGAGGAGAACAGUCAGGAGGACCAGCGAAGGUCGAGGCGAGGAGAACAGUCUGGAGGACCAGCGAAGGGCGAGGCGAGGAGAACAGUCUGGAGGACCAGCGAAGGGUGAGGCGAGGAGAACAGUCUGGAGGACCAGCGAAAGGCGAGGCCAGGAGGUCUGGAGGACCAGCGAAGGGCGGGGCGAGGAGAACAGUCUGGAGGACCAGCGAAGGGCGAGGCGAGGAGAACAGUCAGGAGGACCAGCGAAGGGCGAGGCGAGGAGAACAGUCUGGAGGACCAGCGAAGGGCUAGGCGAGGAGAACAGUCAGGAGGACCAGCGAAGGGCGAGGCGAGGAGAACUGUCUGGAGGACCAGCGAAAGGCGAGGCCAGGAGGUCUGGAGGACCAGCGAAGGGCGGGGCGAGGAGAACAGUCUGGAGGACCAGCGAAGGGCGAGGCGAGGAGAACAGUCAGGAGGACCAGCGAAGGGCGAGGCGAGGAGAACAGUCUGGAGGACCAGCGAAGGGCGAGGCGAGGAGAACAGUCAGGAGGACCAGCGAAGGGCGAGGCGAGGAGAACAGUCUGGAGGACCAGCGAAGGGCGAGGCGAGGAGAACAGUCUGGAGGACCAGCGAAAGGCGAGGCCAGGAGGUCUGGAGGACCAGCGAAGGGCGAGGCGAGGAGAACAGUCUGGAGGACCAGCGAAGGGCGAGGCGAGGAGAACAGUCUGGAGGACCAGCGAAGGGCGAGGCGAGGAGAACAGUCAGGAGGACCAGCGAAGGGCGAGGCGAGGAGAACAGUCAGGAGGACCAGCGAAGGGCGAGGCGAGGAGAACAGUCUGGAGGACCAGCGAAGGAACAGUCUGGAGGACCAGCGAAAGGCGAGGCCAGGAGGUCUGGAGGACCAGCGAAGGGCGAGGCGAGGAGAACAGUCUGGAGGACCAGCGAAGGGCGAGGCGAGGAGAACAGUCUGUAGGACCAGCGAAGGGCGAGGCGAGGAGAACAGUCUGGAGGACCAGCGAAGGGCGAGGCGAGGAGAACAGUCUGGAGGACCAGCGAAGGGCGAGGCGAGGAGAACAGUCAGGAGGACCAGCGAAGGGCGAGGCGAGGAGAACAGUCAGGAGGACCAGCGAAGGGCGAGGCGAGGAGAACAGUCUGGAGGACCAGCGAAGGGCGAGGCGAGGAGAACAGUCUGGAGGACCAGCGAAGGGCAGGGCGAGGAGAACAGUCUGGAGGACCAGCGAAGGCGAAAGGCGAGGCCAGGAGGUCUGGAGGACCAGCGAAGGGCGAGGCGAGGAGAACAGUCUGGAGGACCAGCGAAGGGCGAGGCGAGGAGAACAGUCUGUAGGACCAGCGAAGGGCGAGGCGAGGAGAACAGUCUGGAGGACCAGCGAAGGGCGAGGCGAGGAGAACAGUCUGGAGGACCAGCGAAGGGCAGGGCGAGGAGAUCAGUCUGGAGGACCAGCGAAGGGCGAGGCGAGGAGAACAGUCAGGAGGACCAGCGAAGGGCGAGGCGAGGAGAACAGUCUGGAGGACCAGCGAAGGGCGAGGCGAGGAGAACAGUCUGGAGGACCAGCGAAGGGCGAGGCGAGGAGAACAGUCUGGAGGACCAGCGAAGGGCGAGGCGAGGAGAACAGUCAGGAGGACCAGCGAAGGGCGAGGCGAGGAGAACAGUCUGGAGGACCAGCGAAGGGCAGGGCGAGGAGAACAGUCUGGAGGACCAGCGAAGGGUGAGGCGAGGAGAACAGUCUGGAGGACCAGCGAAAGGCGAGGCCAGGAGGUCUGGAGGACCAGCGAAGGGCGGGGCGAGGAGAACAGUCUGGAGGACCAGCGAAGGGCGAGGCGAGGAGAACAGUCUGGAGGACCAGCGAAGGGCGAGGCGAGGAGAUCAGUCAGGAGGACCAGCGAAGGGCGAGGCUAGGAGAACAGUCUGGAGGACCAGCGAAGGGCGAGGCGAGGAGAACAGUCGGGAGGACCAGCGAAGGGCGAGGCGCGUUGCAAGCGGCGCGACUGGGCGGGGGUGGCACGAGUACCAGAGGACCUUCCUCGCCCUCGAGGCCUGCCUAGUGGUGGGCGGGGGGGGGAGGGCAGUCAGGUACUGCACAGCUGGUCUGUCAGUGGAGGAGCAGAGAGCUCGCGUGUGGGUGGUCCUGCCUGUCACCCCGCCAGGCCAGUUGGAACAGUGCAGCGGCUCGCAACGCCGGGUCAUGUCGGCCCCCCUGACGCGCUCUUCGCCGUGUCAGCGGCUGGACCGGACACUCCCCCAUUACCCGGGCUGUGUCCUGUCCGCGGGCGACAGGAAUACCGCGGCGGUGGCGGGCCUGCCCAGACCCUCCGUCACCGCCGUCGCCGCUGACAACACUUCACCGUCUCCGGGCCACAGUGGCGCAAGCACCAGCUUCACGCAAUGCAUAGCCCCGUGCGCGCCCCUCCUGGCGGCGGCCGGACUGACUGCUAUUGACGGCUGUGUCGGGAAGCACGCCGCCCUGGCGGCUCCAGCACAGACCUGUCCGCUCCGAGCUGCUUCUGCUUGUCCACUCUCCCCCCCUGCCACCAUUGUGAGCCACUGGGCCAGCGGGGAUAUCCUGUGUCCCGUCGCCGUCAGCUCGCGAGAGCGGGAGCUGUUCUUUGUGCACGCGAGGACACAACACGACAGCGCGCUGCGAGGUACCGCCGGCACCUCAGUGUCAGUUCGCGGCCUGCAGAACGGCGCGGUGCGCUACCAGUCGUGCGUGUGGAGCGGGCCGAACGUCUUGCGUCCUCGACAUGCAAAACUAUUUCCUACCAACUAUGAAAAACAAAAAGGGCACUAG